This is a messenger RNA of Cotesia glomerata, 1143 nucleotides long. RefSeq lists its product as uncharacterized. The coding region runs from base 1 to 1143 and encodes 380 amino acids. NCBI's taxonomy places the organism in Eukaryota, Metazoa, Arthropoda, Insecta, Hymenoptera, Braconidae. The record is from RefSeq and is a predicted model, not a curated record. The transcript is spliced from 2 exons.
AUGGCGGAAAUCUUAGAUAUAAAAAAAUCAAUUAUUUUUGAUGAGUCUAUUGCACACUGUGAAGCUCAUUCACACCUACCAUACGCAUCAUCAACGUUCAACAACAGUGAUGAAAUCAGGAUUGCUGUUCAGCAUCAAGAUCUGUGCUUGCUCCCAAGCAAGAGCACAUUACAUUUUUAUGGAAGAAUGAGGAAAGCUGAUGGUACUGCUAAAUUGACAGAUGUAAGAAUGUGUAUCACCAGUGUUAUGAAAGGAUACGCUUCUCUGAGUCCGGGACAACAAAAUAUUCUGGAAAAUGCUGGUUGGAUUGUUAAUGAAGAUGACAACAAGCUGACUGAUAAUAGCGGUUACUUUGAUGUCUCAGUACCGCUGAGUUUCAUUCUUGGAUUUGCUGAAGAUUAUCAACGAAUUAUCGUGAAUGCCAAGCAUGAAUUGAUACUGAUCAGAUCAAACACUGAUCAAAAUGCUUACGUUGUUACCGCUGCAGCACCUGACAAUGUUACAAUUACAAUCCAAAAAAUUGAGUGGAUUGUACCGUAUAUAACAAUGUCUGACAAGCAAAAAAUCGAGGUGUUGAAUUACAUAACCUCUGAUCCAGCUAUCCCAAUCAGUUUCCGGACUUGGGAAUUAUAUGAGUAUCCACUGCUACCAGCUACCAACAAGCAUAUUUGGGUAAUCAAAACAACCAACCAGCUUGAGAAACCUCGUUUUGUCAUCCUUGGAUUCCAAACAGCAAGAAAGAAUCAAUCGAAUCAAAACGCAAGCGAGUUUGAUCACUGCAGCAUAAGAGACAUUAAGCUGUUAUUGAACUCUCAGAGUUAUCCAUAUGGAAAUUUGAAUCUCAACAUUGUGCAUAAUCAGUAUGCCUUGAUGUAUGAUAUGUACACAAAUUUUCAAAGUGCUUACUAUGGGAAAGAAGCUGAACCGCUAUUGGCUAAGAAGAAUUUUCUGAAUACAGCACCUCUGUAUAUAAUUGACUGUUCCAAGCAGAACGAGUCAAUCAAGUCUGGACCUGUGGAUAUACGCCUGGAGUUUGAAUCGUCAGCACAGUUUCCAAAUCAAACUGCUGCUUACUGUUUAAUAAUACAUGAUCGCAUCAUUGAAUACAAUCCAAUCAGCAGCACUGUAAGAAAACUUACGUAG